AUGGCCGAGGGCAGCUGGCCACUGGAGUUCAAAUGGAUCCACAACAGCACCGAGUUAACUCGCUUCUCGCUGGAGUACAGGUACCUCAUCCCCUCGCUGGACCGCUCGCACGCCGGCUUCUACCGCUGCAUCGUCAGGAACCGGGUGGGAGCUCUGCUGCAGCGCCGCACAGAAGUACAGGUGGCCUUCAUGGGCAGCUUCGAGGAAGGUGAACGCGCCCAAUCGGUGUCUCAGGGAGAGGGCGCCGUCGUCAUGGCGCCACGCAUCCGCAGCUUCCCCCAGCCACAGGUCACCUGGUUCCGAGACGGGAGGAAGAUCCCACCCAGCAGCCGCAUCGCCAUCACUCUGGACAACACACUGGUCAUCCUGUCCACGGUCGCCCCGGACGCCGGGCGCUACUACGUCCAAGCCGUGAACGACAAGAACGGAGAGAACAAGACCAGCCAGCCAAUCACCCUGUCCGUAGAGAAUGUGGGAGGUCCAGCCGACCCCAUCGCCCCCACCAUCAUCAUCCCACCCAGGAACACCAGUGUGGUCACGGGCACCUCGGAGGUCACCAUGGAGUGCGUGGCCAACGCCAGGCCUCUUAUCAAGAUGAGCAUCUCCUGGCGUAAGAACGGCGUGCUGGUGAGCUCCGGCCUGAGCGACUUCAACCGCCGGCUGACCGUCCUCAGCCCGGUGGUCAGCGACUCCGGCUUCUACGAGUGCGAGGCCGUCCUCCGCAGCAGCAGCGUGCCGUCGGUCAGCGCCGGAGCGUAUCUGCAUGUACAAGAGCCACCUCAGUUUAUCAAAGAGCCGGAGAAGCACAUCACAGCCGAGAUGGAGAAGGUGGUGGACAUCCCCUGCCAGGCCCGGGGAGUUCCACAGCCGGACAUCGUGUGGUACAAGGACGCUCUGCCCAUCGACCCGGUGAAGACGCCCCGGUACCGGGUGCUGGUGGGAGGAAGCCUGCAGGUCAACGGCCUCCUGCCCGACGACACCGGAAUGUUCCAGUGCUUCGCCAGGAACAUGGCAGGAGAAGUUCAGACCAACACGUACCUGGCUGUCACCAGCAUCGCCCCCAACAUCACAGCCGGACCCUCGGACAGCACGGUGAUCGACGGCAUGUCAGUCAUCCUGCACUGCGAGACCUCCGGCGCCCCGAGGCCGGCGAUCACCUGGCAGAAAGGUGAGCGUGUGUUGGCGAGCGGCUCGGUGCAGCUGCCCAGGUUCACCCUGCUGGAGUCCGGCAGCCUCCUCAUCUCGCCCUCGCACAUCUCCGACGCCGGGACCUACACCUGCAUGGCGAGCAACUCCCGGGGCAUCGAUGAGGCGUCGGCCGACCUGGUGGUCUGGGCUCGCACCCGGAUCGCCACCCCCCCACAGGACCAGAGUGUCAUCAAGGGAACUAAAGCCGUCAUGACGUGUGGAGUGACACACGACCCCAGUGUCACUGUCAGGCACAUCUGGGACAAAGAGGGCGUGGUCAUCAGCGUCCAGUCGAUCCCUCGCAUGCGCCUGGAGGCCGACGGGACCCUGCACAUCUCACAGACCUGGUCCGGGGACAUCGGCACGUACACCUGCAGGGUCACCUCCGUCGGCGGCAACGACUCCCGGAGCGCCCACCUCCGCGUCAGGCAGCUGCCUCACGCCCCGGAGAACCCCACGGCGCUGCUGAGCAAGUCGGAGAAGAGAGCCAUCGACCUGGCCUGGGCCAAACCCUUCGACGGCAACAGUCCGCUCAUACGCUACAUCCUGGAGGUUUCUGAGAACAAUGCGCCCUGGGCCAUCCUGCUGGCCAACAUCGAGCCAGAGUCCAUGGUGGUGACGGUCAACGGUUUGAUCCCAGCACGCUCCUAUCAGUUCCGCCUCUGCGCCGUUAACGACGUGGGGAAGGGGCAGUUCAGCAAGGAGACCGAGCGUGUUGCUCUGCCAGAGGAGUCCCCCAGUGCCCCCCCUCAGAAUGUCAUCGCCAGUGGUCGGACCAACCAGUCCAUCAUGAUCCAGUGGCAGCCCCCCCCAGAGAGCCACCAGAACGGCGUCCUCAGGGGAUACACCGUCCGGUACCGUCUCACCGGGCUGCCCGUGGACUACCAGAUGAAAAACAUCACCAGCCCGGACGUGACCAACCUGCUGCUGGAGGAUCUCAUCAUCUGGACCAACUACGAGAUCGAGGUGGCCGCCUACAACGGCGCCGGUUUGGGCAUCUUCAGCCACAAGGUCACGGAGUGGACGCUGCAGGGAGUGCCGACCAUCGCCCCCGGCAACGUGCAGGCCGAGCCGGUGAACUCCACGACCAUCCGCUUCACGUGGAUGGCGCCCAACCCGCAGUUCAUCAACGGCAUCAACCAGGGCUACAAGUUGCUGGCAUGGGAGCCCGGCCGAGACGGGCACGUUUCCAUGGUAACAGUGCGGCCGAACUUCCAGGACAGCGUCCACGUGGGCUACGUGACGGGCCUGAAGAAGUUCACGGAGUACCACACCUCGGCGCUGUGCUUCACCACGCCGGGCGACGGCCCCCGAAGCCCCCCCAAGGCCUCCAGGACCCACGAGGACACUCCCGGCGCCGUGGGUCACCUGAGUUUCACUGAGAUCCUGGACACGUCGCUCAAGGUCAGCUGGAGCGUGCCCGUGGAGAAGAACGGCGUCCUCACAGGUUAUCGCAUCUCGUGGGAGGAGUUCAACCGGACCAACACCAGGGUCACACACUACCUGCCCAACGUGACCCUGGAGUACCGGGUCACCGGGCUCACCGCGCUCACCACCUACACCAUCGAGGUGGCCGGCAUGACCUCCAAGGGCCAGGGUCAGCUGUCGUCCUCCACCAUCUCCUCCGGCGUCCCACCAGAGCUUCCCGGCCCCCCCACCAACAUGGCGAUCUCCAACAUCGGGCCGCGCUCCGUCACCCUGCAGUUCAAACCCGGGUAUGACGGCAAGACGUCCAUUUCCCGUUGGCAGGUGGAGGCUCAGGUCGGUGUGGUCGGAGAGAACGAGGACUGGGUGACCGUCCACCAGGUGUCCAACGAGCCCGAGGCCCGGUCCUUAGAAGUGCCGGGACUCAACCCCUACACCUUCUACAGGUUCCGGAUGCGUCAGGUGAACAUAGUGGGAACCAGUGUUCCCAGUCAGCCCUCCAGAAGGAUCCAGACGCUGCCGGCUCCUCCUGACAUGGCCCCGGCCAACGUCACCCUGCGGACCGCCAGCGAGACCAGCCUCUGGUUGAGAUGGAUGCCUCUACCCGAAUGGGAAUACAACGGGAACGCGGAGCAGGUGGGCUACAGAGUCCAGUACUCGCGGGCCGGCUCACUGGGCCGAGCGCUGAUCCACAUCAUCGGCGAUCGCCUGGAGAGAGAGUUCACCAUCGAGGACCUGGAGGAGUGGACGGAGUACGAGGUCCGGGUCCAGGUCGUCAACGGCAUCGGGACGGGACCCUGGAGCCAGCCGGUCAAAGGCAGAACCAGAGAGUCUGUCCCGUCCUGUGGACCCACCAACGUGUCGGCCUUCGCCACCACCUCCAGCAGCAUCCUGGUGCGCUGGUUCGAAGUCCCCGAGCCGGACAGGAACGGCCUCAUCCUGGGCUACAAGGUGGUGUACAAGGAGAAGGACUCGGACAGCGCCGUACACUUCUGGACCGUGGAGGGGAACGCCACGCACAGCGUCCAGCUCACCGGCCUGGGGAAGUACGUGCUCUACGAGAUCCAGGUCCAGGCCUUCACGCGGAUCGGAGACGGACGGCCCAGCGCGCCGCCCAUCCUGGAGAGGACUCUGGACGACGUCCCCGGACCUCCGGUGGGGAUCCUGUUCCCUGAAGUGCGGACCACCUCAGUCCGGCUCAUCUGGCAGUCCCCCUCCCAGCCCAACGGCAUCAUACUGGCGUACCAGAUCACGUACCACCUCAACUCCACCAGCAGCAACACGGCCACGGUGGACGUGCUGAGCCCGAGCGCUCGCCAGUACACGGUGACCAACCUCAAGCCGGAGUCCGUCUACGUGUUCCGCAUCACGGCGCAGACCAGGAAGGGCUGGGGCGAGGCGGCCGAGGCGCUGGUGGUCACCACGGAGAAGAGAGCCCGACCUCAGCCCACCAGCCUUCCCAUGGUCCCCCAGAAGGACGUCCAUGCCCGUCAGGUGUUGUUGUCGUGGGAACCGGGCAGCGACGGCCUGUCCCCAGUGCGUUACUACACGGUUCAGCUCCGAGAGCUUCCCGAGAGCAACUGGAGCGUCCACUCGGCGUCCGUCAACCACGAGGCGUCCUCCUACAUCGUGUCCAGGCUGAAGCCCUUCACGUCCUACCAGUUCAGAGUGAAAGCCACCAACGACAUCGGAGACAGCGAGUACAGCGAAGAGAGCGAAGCCAUCACGACUCUGCAGGACGCGCCCGACGAGCCGCCCGCCAUCCUCUCCGUGACGCCGCACACCACCACGUCAGUGCUGAUCCGCUGGCAGCGCCCCUCUGAGGAGAAGAUCAACGGGAUCCUACUCGGCUUCCGGAUUCGCUAUCGUGAGCUGCUCUACGACCGGCUGAGGAGUUACUCAGUCCACGCCAUCAGCAGCAUGUCCAGCUGGGCGGAGCUUACCGCUCCCUACAGCAUCCGGAAUCUGAGUGAUUCAACCCUGAUCCAGUACGAGUUGGACAAGUUGAGUAAACACAAGCGCUAUGAGAUACGCAUGAGUGUAUACAACGCCGUGGGCGAGGGGCCAACCAGCCCCCCCCAGGAGGUGUUUGUGGGAGAAGCAGUACCCACAGCCCCCCCCCAGAAUGUGGCCAUCCAAUCGGCGACCGCCACCCAGCUGGACGUGACGUGGGACCCCCCCCCUGUGGACGCACAGAACGGAGACAUCCAAGGCUACAAGGUUUACUUCUGGGAGUUCCAGCGCAAGAAUGAGACGGAGCGGCUGCGGACGCUGUUCAUGCCCGAGGGAGGAGUGAAGCUGAAGAACCUGACGGGCUACACCACCUACAUGAUCAGCGUAGCCCCCUUCAAUGCAGCCGGGGACGGACCCCGCAGCGCGCCGACCAGGGGACGCACUCAGCAAGCAGCUCCCAGUGCUCCCAGCUUCAUUCACUUCAGUGAGCUGACCACCACCUCGGUCAACGUGUCCUGGGGCGACCCGACCUUCCCUAACGGCAUCAUCGAGGGCUACCGGCUGAUCUACGAGCCCUGCACACCUGUGGAUGGCGUCAGUAAGACAGUGACGGUGGAUGUGAAGGGCAGCGGACCCCUCUGGUUGAAGCUCAGGGAUCUGGCCGAUGGCAUCACGUACAACUUCCGCAUCCGGGCCAAGACCUUCAUCUACGGGCCGGAGGUGGAGGCCAACAUCACCACGGGCCCCGGAGAAGGAGCCCCUGGGCCGCCUGGAGAGCCCUUCAUCACACGCUAUGGUUCAGCUCUGACCAUCCACUGGACCAGCGGCGACCCGGGACGCUCUCCCAUCUCACGCUACGUCAUCGAGGCCAGACCUUCAGAUGAGGGAUUGUGGGAUAUCUUAAUCAAGGACAUCCCCAAGGAGGCGACGCUGCACACAUUCAACAUGGACGUCCUGAAGCAAGGGGUCAGUUACGACUUCCGGGUGAUCGGAGUGAACGACUACGGCUACGGCGCUCCAAGUCUGCCCUCCCCAUCUAUAUCCGCCCAGAAAGUGGCGCCGUUCUACGAGGAGUGGUGGUUCCUGGUGGUGGUGGCGCUGGUGGGGCUCAUCUUCAUCCUGCUGCUGGUCUUCAUCCUCAUCAUCAGGGGCCAGAGCAAGAAGUACGCCAAGAAGUCUGAAUCCGGAAACAACUCCAACUGCAACGCGCUGACCCACGGAGACAUGGUCAGCCUGGACGAGGGACGCUUCCCAGCUCUGGAGCUCAACAACCGCCGGCUCUCCGUGAAGAACUCCUUCUGCCGGAAGAACGGCGUCUACACCAGGUCUCCUCCCAGGCCCAGUCCAGGCAGUCUGAACUACUCGGACGAAGACGUCAGCACAAAGUACAACGACCUGAUCCCUGCAGAGAGCAGCAGCCUGACGGAGAAGCCUUCUGAAAUCUCUGACUCACAGGGCAGCGACAGCGAGUACGAGGUGGACCCCAACCGACAGAAGACCCACUCCUUCGUCAACCACUACAUCAGCGACCCCACCUACUACAACUCGUGGCGCCGCCAGCAGAAAGGCAUCUCCCGGGCACAGGCCUACAGCUACACCGAGUCCGAGUCGGGCGACCCGGACCACUGCGCCCCGCCCCCCCUGCCUCCUCUACCUCCGCUGCCGCCCCAGAUCAGUUCACCCAGCCCCCUGCCCCAGCAGCCCCAGGGUCAGCCCCAGGGCCAAGGCAGCCUGUUUAGGCCCAAAGGUAGCCGGACUCCCACCCCCUCCCAGCAGAGCUCCAACCCCCCCAGCGCACACAGCACCCUCUACAGGCCACCCAGCAGUCUAGCACCAGGAUCGCGGGCCCCGAUCGCCGGCUUCUCCUCCUUUGUGUAA
This is a messenger RNA of Limanda limanda (common dab), 6444 nucleotides long. RefSeq names its product sidekick cell adhesion molecule 2b (gene sdk2b). The transcript is spliced from 45 exons. NCBI's taxonomy places the organism in Eukaryota, Metazoa, Chordata, Actinopteri, Pleuronectiformes, Pleuronectidae. Gene Ontology annotation, molecular function: protein binding. The coding region runs from base 1 to 6444 and encodes 2147 amino acids. The record is from RefSeq and is a predicted model, not a curated record.